AUGAAGAGGAAAAGCAGCAACAACGACGACGAUGAAUAUAUUCGUAAUAAAAUAAAAAAAUUGGAGCGCAGACUUUGGCAGAAGUCUCGCCGCCGCAUAAGAAUAACCGACUCGUCGGAUAAUGAUAGCAGCGGCGAAGACAGGUCCGUUUCGGCCGAUAUUGAACCACGUGCUUCACGUCGAGCCUCGGCGGGUCAAGGGUCACAACAGUCUGCUUCGCCAGUACCGGGGACAUCGCACAAGGAGCAAACAGCUGCAGCGCAACCCAGCCGAGAUCCUGUACGUCCAACAUCUCCUCAACCUGGCCCGUCGUCUGCACCAGAUCAGUAUGUACCCGCCGAGCCCGCAGACCCCCCGGAGCCCGCACCGUCCUCGCUCGAGGACAUAAAAUUAGACGAGGACGUCCUCAAUUUACUGGGCGAGGCCCCAAAAUUGGAUACACCUUUGGGAAAAGGUAUUCACAAAGACGUAGCUUGUAGAUGGCAGGAGGUAUUAAACAGGGGAUUACAAAAAGAAGUUAAGGACAAGUUAACUGAAGAAUACCUAAUACCUAACAAUUGUACUUUGUUAGUCCCUCCCAUUUUAAACCCUGAAGCAAAAGUAGCGUUGCCGGAUGCCUUGAUAAAAAGAGACACCUCAUUAAUGCUGAGACAAAAACAGAUAGCGUUAGCGUUGUCGGCACUCUCGCACGCUAUGGAUAUAGUAAUAAAACAAAAGUCUUCAGCGCCUGAUAUACUAAAACCUAUUAGCGACGCAUGUCGUAUUCUAUGCGAUUCUCAUUUUACAGAAACAAAAAUGAGAAGAAACUUUGUGAUUUCCGCUAUAAACACUGAUUUAAAGGAUACUCUAAUUAAUACAGAAAGGGACAAAUUUUUAUUUGGCGAGAACGUGUCUGAAAAACUGAAAGCUGCGCAGACUGUACAAAAAUCAGGAGAUACAUUAAAAAAUACACAAAAGUCAUACAAUCCAUUUAAUAAAGCAAAUUUUAUAAAGAAAAAUAGGUAUCAACAAAAUAAAGGGAAUUUAAACUACAACACCCCGUAUCGGAAGAUGACGAAUUACAACAGCAAGUCAGAUGCGGGGCGGCCUCGUGCAGCAGCGCGGCCCGCGCCGGCGCCCUCCAGCAGGUACAACACCCGCUACCGGGCCCGCGAGCGCCAGCGCGAGCGCUCGCGCACACCUCCUCGGAGAUACCAGCGGAGACAAUAGACCAUGAGGUAAAAUACGCCGGCCGCUUACAGCACUUCACUGAAUCCUGGUCAGACAUCACUGAUGAUCCUGUUAUUUUAUCGUGGACACAGGGUUAUAAGAUA
Cydia pomonella (codling moth) is the source of this 1313-nucleotide messenger RNA. RefSeq lists its product as uncharacterized. The record is from RefSeq and is a predicted model, not a curated record. The coding region runs from base 1 to 1209 and encodes 402 amino acids. Lineage: Eukaryota; Metazoa; Arthropoda; Insecta; Lepidoptera; Tortricidae. The transcript is spliced from 2 exons.